This is a messenger RNA of Pseudogymnoascus verrucosus, 2507 nucleotides long. RefSeq lists its product as uncharacterized. Bases 563 to 2209 code for a protein of 548 amino acids. The transcript is spliced from 2 exons. The record is from RefSeq and is a predicted model, not a curated record. Lineage: Eukaryota; Fungi; Ascomycota; Leotiomycetes; Thelebolales; Thelebolaceae.
UGCAUCUACUGGGUCGAUUCACGCCCUACCCUCCCACCCCUAGUCCACCGAAACCCCCAACGAACCCUUCAAUCCAGCCUUUUCAUCGUCGCGCCACUAAUCAUCCUCCCUGUCUCCCAAGCCUCCAUCACACUUCGACUAUCAGUGCGGUCAUUCUGUCUAUCACUGGGUCCCCCAUCACCGCUGUAGAACCCGUAAUCCGCAGCUACGAACCAAAAAUUAACCCCACCCAACCCGCGCCUUCGUGUGGAAAAUAGACACCAGACGGCGUCCCGAGCAGUGCCCCGACUGCAUGAAUGGCGCUCAAACGUAAGACGCCCCUCUUUCCUUUCUUUUUCACCCAGGCGCGCCAGAGCCUGGUGCUGCGUCAGUCUGCCUACAUAUACAUAUAAGACCCGGCGCUGCGGAUCCACUGCCAGAGAUCGAUGGUCAUGGCUGUCUAUGUUCAACAUCUCCAUCAUCACUUCCUGUGAGAAAGGCAGAGCGGCGCCUUGCCUCCUCGACGUCUGACCCUGCUGCUCAAGAAGCAAUCCGGCCAGCACAGCAGAAAACUACUGCCACAAUGUUUCCCGCCAUGAUGGAUCCCAAGAGCGGGAAUGUCUUCGCGACAUGGCAUCUCUUCACCCGCUCCGAGAAGAAGAAUAUGAUGAUCUAUAUCGCAGGAAUCAUGGUAUAUAAAUUUGGUCUCGAAGUCUUUGUCGGCUCCUUCAUCUCACUCGCAUCGAAUCGCUACGACUACGCCGCCCGCGUUGGCGGAUAUACGCCUGUCACAUUCGGCCGCAUCGGCCUACUCCAAGGCCUCAACCAAGCCUUCCAGUGCUUCGGCGCCAUCCUCGUCGCCCCUCUGGUAAAGAGAUGGGAGACACGCAUCGUCCUCUCCGUCGCCAUUCUGGUUUUUGCGUUAUUCACUACCGUCAUCCUCAUCGUCGACGCUGCAACGGGCGGCACUUUCAAGCCUGCAGGCACUCCAGCCGGCGACUUCUCGUAUUACGGGGACUUUAACACUGACGGCAUGAUUCCCGUCUACUGCGUGACCGGUGUCGUCUACGGCAUGGUCGAGCUUAUCCGCCGCGUCAUCCCGCGAGACAUUGUCCGCUCCGACGUACAAAAGCUCCGCCGCCUCGACGCCACCGUCCACAUCUUCUACGAAGUGACCGGCACCGCCGGCGCCUUCACCACCGCCCUCGUCCUCAUCCCCCACCUCGGCAACAACAUGGCCAUCAUCGUCUCCCCCUUCUGCUUCGCCGGCGCCGCGUGCAUCUGGUCCUGCAUUUCGACCGCCGAGCACCCCACCACGGCCCCCAAACUCCGCACCGUCAACAGUCCCUCCUACCUCUCCCUCCUCUCCCAAUCCACGCAACUCUUCUUCGUCUCCAUCAGCACAGGCGCUCGCAUCCUCUUCACAAGCCGCAAAUUCAUCUGGCUCCUCCCUUCCUACUCCCUCGCCCUCUACGCGCAUCGCUACCUCGAGAACAACAUCGCCCCCCUCCUCGCGCAGCGCUACCUCCACAACUCUGCGUGGGCACAGCUCAUCGUCGGGGGAUCGAACUUCGGAGAACUGCUCGGCGCGCUGUUCGUUUUCCUUUUUACUAAUCUAGUCACCACACCUAUGCCGUGGUUGCGACUGGAUGCCUGCGGACUGCUGAUCGUGUGGUACCUCGCCUUCUGGCAUCCGACGCCGGGGCAGGUGGGUCAGGCGUGGAUGGUGGCGGCGACGUUCAUUCCGAUAUCGUUUGGAUGGGCUGCGGGAGAUAUUUCCCUCUCCGCUUACCUGCAAGCUAUGUUGCACCGACAGGAGCACGAACGCAAAGACGUUAGUGCCUUGGUGACAGUGAUGGCGUUCCUCUACUCGACGUAUAUCGUCACCUACUCCAUCUGUUCCCCAUUACUGGGAACUUACAUUGACAAAGUCUCCGCGGCGAAUGGCGGGGACGUGCACGAAGCUGUCAAGUACGUGGGUGGUGUGCAGUUCACCAUCAUCGCGUGCACGGUGUUCGCUGCUACGUUUAUUCCUAGGGGCUCCUUCGCGUUUAACCCUGAUAUGCUUGAGGGCGAGGAUCUCGAGGCAUACAGGGCGAGGGAUAUGGAGGAGAGGCCGCCGCCGGUGAAGCAGGAGAAGGUGGUUAAGACGAAGGAGGAGAAGAGGGAGCAGACGGAGAGUAUGAAGGGGUUGAAGGUGGGGGAUGAUGAUUGGUUUAUGGAUUUGUGAGGAACGAUCGGUGUAUAACAACCUUUCGUCAUCAUCACCUUUCACACACCUUUCACACCACUGCGCGGACCCCCUCGGUAUGAGGGGGUCCGGGUAUAUACAAGUAUAAUGGGAGCGGAUUCAACUCGGGAAUAGAGAUAGAUAUAUUUGGGCAGGAGCGAUUUUUGGGAGGGGGAUCAAUCAUUUUUUGUGGCGUUGGAUUAGCGAAACCUCUUUUUUAAGGGGCAAUUGGAAGGGGGAGCGAGGUGUAUAUUUAGGGGCGGGAUACACCUUUUGAGAGAUACCAACCAGGCGUAGG